Molecule: messenger RNA, 1555 nt
Organism: Lotus japonicus
Lineage: Eukaryota; Viridiplantae; Streptophyta; Magnoliopsida; Fabales; Fabaceae
Product: UDP-N-acetylglucosamine transporter UGNT1
Exons: 10
Coding region: 173-1237 (354 amino acids)
Cellular component (GO): Golgi apparatus
Molecular function (GO): GDP-fucose transmembrane transporter activity; antiporter activity
Source: RefSeq, a predicted model, not a curated record
GAAUAGUUGACGAAGUAGUGGUCAAGUUUGGAUUCGCGAGUGUCGUCUGAGCCUGACAAACUCUCCUUCUUCGAAUUCUCCUCCCAAACUUCCAAUCACAAAAACAACUUCGAACGCUCCGAACAAGAACAACAAACAAAACCCUCUUCUUCUUCUUCUUCUUGUCUUUUCCAUGAUGUCUCUGAAACCGUCUUCCAAUUCGUCGGAGAAUCUCAUGCUUCCGGUAUCGGACCCUCCGAGGGACCAAACCGGAGGAGGAGCAGCGCCGAAGGCCGACGAUAAACUCUUCAAAGGUUCCGCCAUGACCAAACGAGGUGCCUACGCUGCCAUUUCUUACAUGUCCUGCGCAGUUCUCUUGGUGAUAUUCAACAAGGCAGCUCUUUCAUCUUAUGACUUCCCAUCUGCAAAUGUCAUCACACUUCUUCAGAUGGUAUGCUCGUGUUGUUUUCUCUAUUUAUUGAAGCGCUGGAGGAUAAUUUCUUUCGUGGCUGGCGAAUCUUUACUUGUAUCAGAGAACUCAACAAAAUUUGUAUCAUUAAAGACAUUGAAGCACACUUUUCCUCUAGCAGGAGCAUAUUUACUUUACAUGCUAGUCACAAUGGAGUCUGUUCGAGGAGUAAAUGUUCCAAUGUACACCACCCUUAGGAGGACCACAGUGGUCUUUACGAUGCUUGUAGAGUUUGUUCUGGUGGGGCAGAGGUAUACACCCUCUAUCAUUUUCAGUGUUUGCUUGAUUGUCUUUGGUGCAUUUGUUGCGGGAGCACGGGACUUCUCCUUUGAUGCUUAUGGCUACGCCGUUGUUUUUAUGGCAAACAUCACCACAGCAAUAUACCUUGCCACCAUAGCCCGCAUAGGAAAAACUAGUGGUCUUAAUAGCUUUGGCCUUAUGUGGUACAACGGUAUCAUGUGUGGCCCAGCAUUACUCAUCUGGACAUUUAUUCGGGGUGACUUGAAGAUGGCAAUCAAUUUUCCUGAUCUCUUCUCACCUGGUUUUAUUGUUAUUUUGCUAUUUUCAUGCACACUGGCAUUCUUCUUGAAUUACAGCAUUUUUCUGAACACAACUCUAAAUUCAGCUGUGACACAGACAAUUUGUGGUAAUCUGAAGGAUCUAUUUACCAUUGGCCUUGGCUGGAUAAUUUUCGGUGGGCUACCAUUUGAUUUUUGGAAUGUAAUUGGGCAACUUCUUGGUUUUGCGGGAUCUGGUUUAUACGCCUAUUAUAAGCUCGUUGGCAAGUAACUUGGAAAGCCAAUCUUUAAUUAUUUGGUCAUCACUCCAUGAAGGGAGAAGAAUCUGAAUCUAACUCGGGUGUGUGGAACUUGUGAUCAAGCAGUCUAGAUAUUUUGGAAGUUUUGCGGAAUACAAGUUGACAGCAACCAUGUUCUGGGGAAUUAGAAGAGACCUGCAGUCAUGGCUUUAGUUUAUUCAAACCUCUAUUGAUAUGUUAGUAUGUUCACCCUCUCUUUGUAACUGUUAACAAACACUGUAUUUUGAUAACAGAUUAAUCUUAGUUUGAGAGAAUUUUCUAGAGAUAAAAUCUACUGGUUUAUGUCACAA